AUGAGUGGAUCACUGGGCACCACGCCACGCGACGGCGCUCACCAGACAGGCGCUGGUAGGCGCAAGGAGGAGGGCAGCGGCCUGAUUGUGACACGCGGGUUGCAAGAGCUCCUCGAUAAUGAGCGCAAGCACCUCCGACCUAAAGCGUCAACACCCACCGCUGCAGCGGGUGGAAAGCCAAAAGCGAAGGGGCAACGCCGCAGCACUGGGCAGGUACCGAAAUUUAUUGUCUGUUACCUGUGCGGGCUGCAGUUCGGCACCGCCAGCAUUGACAUUCACCGACCCCAGUGCUACCUGAAGCGUCUGAUCGCCUGGGAACGGGGAGACCCUGCUGUCCGCGGCCCGAAACCGUUGAGCCCCGGGGAUCACGAAAGAAUGAUGAAGUCGCACAUGGCAAACGCGGAGGCGGCUGGUGGACUCCCCACAGGGAGGGGAUACCCCGGGGCCGGCCGCAUGGGUGGUGGCGGCGUUGGAAAGCAGGCAUCGUUGGGGGAGGUGGAGUUGUACAACCGGCUGCAGAUGGAUGCAUUCAAUGAAUUGUCGCUCGCGCCCUGCCUUAACUGCGGUCGCACGUUCUUACCAGAUCGCCUGCAGAUUCACCUGAGGAGUUGUAGGCCCGGAAAAACGUCAAAACGGGCCUCAGCGGCCGCUCACUCAGUGACUUCUGUGGCCACACCGUCGGUGGCGGAUACGAGCGCCGCCCCCGCCUUGGUGAAGCCCCGACCAGCUCGUACGGCAGUCGCAUACAAGGUGCCUGCAAGCGCCGGUGCCGAUGACGUGUCGCCUAGUGCGGCGCCGUCUCACAAGCCGUCAAGCAACACCAUGUCGAGACGCAACUUCCCCGAGGAGGAGGAGGAGGGCUCCGAUGGUAGGGAUUCACUUACGAAUGGGUCGCCGCCGCAGAAUCCGGGGCACGCCAAGAGCGCAUUGAAAAUUCACGUUCUCGCUGUUCACGCCCCGAGCAAUGCAGCUGCCGUGGCCAAGGUCCAGGACAGCGAUGAAAGCGUGGUGAGGAUAGAGGUGGAUGUGGAGGACACGGAUCCGCCCUCGCCGUUUGCAGACACUGAGCGGCGUCUCUCCCCCGUCGUGAUGGAGGUUGCUGAACCGAAUAUGCUUGGUUCAUUGGUGCUGAGCCGACCAGCUUCGAUGGAGCCGAGCGCGGUGCUGUCGCUGCCCUCCUCGUCCUCGGGCGCAGACAAGCACGCGAACAGCAACGGCAACAAUGGCGGCAAUUACUCACCUUCCUCAGAGAGCAAGCCGCAUUCUCUCGCGGCUGACAGUCGACCAUGCGUGCACGAGACGCCUAGCGACCCAAGCACCACUGGAAUGCCUGAGGUGAUAGAGGCGAAGCAGGCGGAAGAUUCCUCCGGGGAGCACCUGCACGACACACACGUCGAGGAUGACGCUGCUGUGCGAGACGACCCCAGCAGCGGCGUGGAGGGGGAGCGGAACAGCGCGAAAACGAUUAAGCUGAACAACGUUUCCCACUUCAAGAAGGUUCCGUCGCGGCUGAAGCUGCAGCGCCAAUUGGCGGAGGUGAAGUUUGUGCCUUGUACGUACUGCGGGCGUACGUUUGUGCCGGAGCGGGUGCAGAGGCACGAGGAUUGUUGCAUCGACCGGAACAAACCUUUGGCAGCGCGGAAGAGCGAGGCACUGCUCGCGCAGCCGAGCACCGGUGCUGCAACACCAAAGCGUCCGAAGCCGACACCGGCAGCUCCGGUUGGUGUGGGCUCUGCGAUGGGCAAAGCGAAGUUUUGUGGGGGCUGCGGCAACAAGGUUUCUACACCGGAUCAGAAGUUCUGCACCGAGUGCGGGCACAAGCUGUGA
This is a messenger RNA of Leishmania braziliensis MHOM/BR/75/M2904, 1827 nucleotides long. RefSeq lists its product as hypothetical. The coding region runs from base 1 to 1827 and encodes 608 amino acids. The transcript has a single exon. NCBI's taxonomy places the organism in Eukaryota, Euglenozoa, Kinetoplastea, Trypanosomatida, Trypanosomatidae. The record is from RefSeq and is a predicted model, not a curated record.